AUGGCUGGGGCAGAACUGUUUUUGGCAGAUGGCAAUCAGGAGUUAUUUCCCUGUGAAGUCUGUGGAAGACGCUUUGCAGCAGAUGUUCUGGAAAGGCAUGAACCAAUAUGUAGAAAACUCUUCAACAAAAAACGUAAGCCUUUCAAUUCCUUGAAACAAAGAUUACAGGGCACUGACAUCCCUACUGUGAGGAAGGCUCCUCAAUCCAAGUCUCAACCUGUGAGGAAAUCUAACUGGAGACAACAACAUGAAGACUUCAUUAAUGCAAUUAGAUCAGCAAAGCAGUGUACAAUAGCUAUUAAAGAAGGCCGGCCCCUCCCACCUCCACCCCCUCCAUCUAUCAAUCCAGAUUAUAUUCAAUGCCCCUAUUGCAUGAGGAGGUUUAAUGAGACCGCAGCCCAACGACAUAUUAAUUUCUGCAAGGAUCAGUCUUCUCGCCGAGUCUUCAUUCCUGCCCAGACAGCAGCCAAGCUGGCAUCCAGAGCUCAGGGUAGGGCUCAGAUGGGUCCCAAAAAGGAACCAACUGUUACUAGUGCUGUGGGAGCUUUGCUACAGAACAGGGCUCUGGAGGCCAUGAAUGGAGGAGUCUCAACCAGGUCAGGAUUGGCUAUGGAUCCUGCUUCUGGAGUAAAACUCAAACAAGGAUUCAGUAAAUCUUCUAAAAAAGAUUAA
This is a messenger RNA of Lepus europaeus (European hare), 672 nucleotides long. It is a transcript of the gene ZC2HC1B, whose product is annotated as zinc finger C2HC-type containing 1B. The transcript is spliced from 7 exons. The record is from RefSeq and is a predicted model, not a curated record. The coding region runs from base 1 to 672 and encodes 223 amino acids. NCBI's taxonomy places the organism in Eukaryota, Metazoa, Chordata, Mammalia, Lagomorpha, Leporidae.